AUGAGCAAGAUCAAGCUCUUUCCAUCUCCGACCUACGAGGUCAAGAAGUCCGGCAAGAGCACGGCCCUCGUAAGCAUGAUUCUGGAGCAGUAUCGCGGCUGCUUCGAAAGAGUCAUCAUUUUCAGUCCGAGCAUCAACGUCGAUGACAGCUGGAGGCCCGUUAAGAAGUACAUCGAGGAGGUCAUGAAGGUCCCGACGGACCGCGAGCAGGUCUACUUGGAGGACUGGGAUGAAUCCGCUUUGCGCAGGAUCAUCAAUCAGCAGCGCAAGAUCACCGAGACGAGCAAGCAGCUGUUAAAUGAAGCAGCUCUACCAGAUUUUGACUCGCCGGCUCUCCACAAGAAGACCGGAGACGCGGCCUCGGACACUCUGUUCAUCCGCGGGAGGCACUUCCAGAUCUCGACCAUCGUCUCCACUCAGAAGCUCCGUCUGAUCAGCAACGCGGUCCGAGUCAACUCCCAGUUCUUCAUGGUGCGGCGCCUGCGCAAUCAGUUAGAAAAGGACAGCCUGCUGGAGGAGCUGACAGCUCUCGUGCCGAAGGCGGACCUAGAGGCGAUGUACGAGGCGGCGGGCUCCGCCCGGCUGGGAGUCUUCAAGAUUAGGGUGGAAGACACCUUUCUUAGCAUCGACCGCGGCACCUACCUUCUGGCGGGACUUGCUCUGGGUACUCUAAACUGGGCCCAGCUGCCCACGGGGACGUACAUCGGCGUGCGCCUGGCCGCCUGCGCCACCUACGUGGAGUCGCGCAACGAGCUGGAG
Molecule: messenger RNA, 759 nt
Organism: Symbiodinium pilosum
Lineage: Eukaryota; Dinophyceae; Suessiales; Symbiodiniaceae
Source: the annotation of a GenBank genome assembly